AAGGUGUCUACAAGAUUGAAGGCUUUCAUACAGAUAACAAAGCAGAGUUGUACUGUCAAAAUGCAAGAUCCCCUGCUUUCAUAUGUGCAUGUGAUGUCAUGACAUAUAUGUACAGAAGGGAUGGGGCUUAGGUACUGACAUUGCUUUCAUCAUCCCCACUACCUCAAUGGAUGCCUCUGCAGGAUUAUGCCAUGCCUUAUAUACUCUAGAGUUUCUAGAGUGACAUGUUUGCUGCUCCCAAAUCAGAUCUUUAUGGAAUCCCAUGCCUUCAUCUCUUGGUCAGCUGAGCCAAUUUAUUUUAUUUCUGGUUUAGUUGCACUAUAACAGGAAUCUCUCUGGGUCCAAUUUUCAAGUAGAAGCACUAAAGCUUUAUGGUGCUUCAGGAUGGGCUACUUUCCCAUUGGAGGUAACCCUUACCUCAUCCCACCUAUCACCUCCUGUGCUGCUCCCAUUCCCAGCAGCGGUAUUGUCAUGCCAAGAUGAGUGUCUCAUAACUGCUUUUCAGCUGAUGAAAACUGAUGAAUACCAUCUUGGAAGUUUGGCAUCUCCCCCUCGUUGCAAAAGUUCAUAUUGUUUUCCAGGCUACAAAUACUUCCCACAAGAGUAUGUUUAGGGAAAGAAGUAGGACAUAGGUUGGGUGCCAGUUUUGACAUUCUCCCAUUGAUUGUGUGGAGAGUGCACUGAAUGGUUGAUGGAGUGAAAUUGGCAGCAGAAAGGAUGCCUGGUGGGUCAGUUUUAAACAGUCUGAGAGGGCUCAGAAAGUAUGAAAGGGAUAAAUUAUAUUCCUAAAGAGUUGGAAAAUGUGUCAGGCCUUCUUUUGCUGGCCGCUUUUGCCAAAAGCUUUAAAUUUGCUUCCACUGCUAAGCAGAGAUUUCCCUCCAACAUACUGCUAAUACGAUAGCCUAUUGCUUUAGUUACUAAUUUUCAAUGUUUAUUUUUUUUCAGGGAUGGAAGCACUGCCUCAUCUCUUUCUUUUUGCAGAAGUAUAUUCUUCAGUGCCUCAUGACUACCCAAACAGAGAAAUUGGCGUGGCCUGUCAUUUUAUGUUACCUGGGUCUCAGGCAAAAAAAAAUCGAUUUCACACCCUCUUCACCACCAGAUAUCAUUCCUACCUCCAAAAUGUCAUUUGCCAAGAAAGGUGAGAUCACAGGUGAGAUAAUGUUCCAGGAACCGAAAUGCUGCCGCCCCCUCUCCUUGUUCUACAUCAGAUGCCUUUCUCUCAAAAACCCUUUGACUAUCAAGAUGGGCUUGUUGAAUGCAGGACUUGAAUCAGCCCAGUGGGUUAGUGAAAUGCAUCGCUUGGUCCUUUGAAUCCUGGCUAAGAACCACAGCGAAUGUGUUAGUUCUUGCAAUAAGAUCACACAUAGGUGAGUUUCUUUGCAAUAGGUUUGUUAUGGAGACACUUCUCAGCUUGUUCAGCUAGCAAAGGAAGCGAUCUGAGGAAGGAGGGCAGGGGCUGUGAAUUGGAUCUAAGGCUUGGUGGGAUAUUCAAAGGAAAUAUGAUGGAGACAUAUUCCUUCUGUGGGAUCUUUUUUUGUGCUGUCUUCGUGGCCCAGAUCUUUGGAUAUCCAUACAAUGAUAUUUCGAUAGAUUGUGACUCCAUGUUACCAGAUCAUGGACAUGCCCCACAGACCUCAAGCCCACCUUAUGUCAUCUCCGUCUCCUUUGAUAGAUAUGAUCCUGGAAAUGAAAUACAAGUGGUACUAGAUGCAACGACACCAUCUGGAUUUAAAGCAUUUAUGGUGCAGGCCCGAGAACUUGAUGGAAAUGUUCCUGUUGGUACAUUUCGUAUUGUGGAUCCAAACACACAAGGUCUUCCAUGUGCCGAUAUGACGAAUUCAGCAGUAAUUCACAUCAACCCUAUUAUAAAGCAUAGGAUUACAACUACUUGGAUUGCUCCUCAGGGCACUAGAAAAAUAAGGCUUGUGGCAACCUUUGUUCAAGAUUACAAUAACUACUGGGUCGGUGUUCAUAGUAAAACUCUUUCACCCAGAUAUGUAGAAACUAAUGAGUUUAUGGUAACGAAUAGCUCAGUACUAGCCAACGAUUCCAUAACAUCUGUGGUUUCUGAGAUCACAGCUGAUUCUGACACAUUCAGUGAAAGUGACGAAGAUAUUGAUCUCAGUGCCCUUAUUGCUGACUCUGAAGGAGAAUAUGAAUCCAAUACACCUGUUGGUUCCCAAGAUCCUGAAAAAAGAAAUACAACAGGAAAAAGUAGGAGAAAGUCAGUUCUGACUCUGAAUAUAAACUGUGGUGAGGGAACAGUAUCCCAAUCAAGUACUGGAGCAUGUAUCAAAAGUCCACAAGGAUCAUCUCAAAGCAGUGACAGCCAAUCAAAGGUUGUAGUAGUUAAACAAGGAAGCAGCAAAGGCAGUGGCUGUGUUGGGGGUGAAGUUGCAAGCGUGUAUAAUCAGUAUGGUUGCAGAGAUAGUGGGGCUGACAUUAGUGAUCAAUCAUCAUAUGGCCAGUCUGUUUCCACCCGUACAGAUUCUAAAGGAAAGGUGAUAACCUACCCCAAUAGCCAGCCCUUCCCACCUGAGAAAAUAGCAAGUCCCAAAUACAGUGGAGUCAUCUACUCCCAGGGCAAAAAGCCUCAGAGUGGUUCUUCAGAAAGCAUCGAUAUCACAAUUCAGAAUGGACAGAGUGUCCCAGCUUGUGAUAAAAGUUCAUCUUCAUAUAGCAUCCAGGUUUGCAACCAGCUGGGCCAGUCAUCAGGUUCACAGAAUAGCAGCUCCUUUGGCACACAGGGUUCAAAACCACAAACUGGUUCGUCAGAAAGCAUCCGUAUUACUGUACAGGGUCAGCCAUCAGGCUCCCAGAGUAGCAGUUCCUUUGGCGCGCAGGGGGCAUCAUCUACAGGUGUAAGCAGCUCUUGUGGUCCGGGGGUUACAAACGACAGCAAUCUCUGCAGUAAGGCUGGUUCACAAUUUCAGGACAACAAGAAUGCCUGUAAUACGGCUAAAGAUGCAUCUUCUUACAACAACAAGAGGUGCUGAGUGGCAAAUCUAUGGAUCUGAAAAUACGAAGCAUGCCUGCAGCUGAAGAAAUUAUACAAGUCAAGCCAUAAGAACGAUCUCUGUGUAGAGGGAAGACUGAAGUAUUUUGCUGAACAAUUACUCUGAAAAAUUACCUUCUAUAUUGUUUUCCUGGGACAUGGUGCUAUUGAAUAAAAACGUUAACGGUGCAAGCCAAAACGCUGUUAAGGAAAACAAUCAAAAUAAUAUUUAUUCUACAGUGGUCUGAAGUUUUCUCCUCACAAACCCUGCAUGCCCUGAUAAAUUAAACCCACCGUUUGACACUUGCUUUCUCGGUUUUCCUGACACUGUGUUUACCCCACUGAGCGUAGCUUAUUUCCUGCUGAGUCAGCCACUUUAACUUCCGCUCUAACUGGAAAGCUGAACUAGGAUCAGCGGUGGUUAUUUUAUAUGUUCCAAUGGAAUAGUCCCAGUUGCACUGAAAAAUGAGAUGUGGGUGCUUUUUAACUUGUUCAUAAAUAAUCUUGGCUUUAGGGUAAGCAGGAGCUGGUCAAAUGUAUAGAUGAGACCAAACAAUACAGGGUGCUAUAAACUAAAAAUGAUAAACAUUUUCAGUGUUUUAAAUUUCACCUAGUCUUCUAUAGUGAACCUGAAAAUCUAGCUGAUGUAGAUAUAGAGGCAUUUUUAGAUACAACUGAUCUUCCACAUUUAGAUUCCUUACAAGAACAGUUACUCGUUUGACUACAGAUAAGAUUUAAAAAAUGAUUUUGAGUAUGACUAAUGGUAAUUGCAUGGCUUUCCUAUGGAAUGGUAUAAAACUUGCUCCUACACUGUGUCAACUAUAUAACAACAUUUUUGAGAACAGUAUUUUAUCUUCAUUCAUGAAGCGUAUGUCACAGUUUUAGUAAAACGUGGUAAAAAUCAUAUGUUUUGAGCUAUUGUCCUAUUCCUUGAUUAUCGUAGAUAUUAACAUUUUAACUGCUCUUACAGUCAAUAGACUUCAACUGUUUUCUUCUUGGGACAGGAAUGAUCCAGUUGGGUUUGUCAAAACUAGACAUAGUUCAAAUAAUAUUUGGCUGGCAGUGGAUUUAAUUGAUCUGAACAAAGACAGAAAACACAAAGCUGCAAUUCUACAGUAUCAGUUGAAUGGAAAAAGAUUUUGAUAAAAUGUAUUGAUGGUAAAUGUAUGUUACCUUAACUAAAUUUGGAUUCCAGAAGGAUCUAUAAAAUGGGUCCAGAUUUUGCAUGCAGUCCCAGAUCUAAAGCGACAGCUUCAUGUACUUUUUUAUUGUAUAAAGACAAGGAUAUUUACUUUUUUCUUUGAUUUUUGGUAUUUGUUUAGAACUCUUAGCUUGUGCUAUCAAACAAGAUAAUUACCCUUGGGUUGUACUGUAUAAUUGAUUAGAGUAUGCAUUGACAUUAUAUGUUGAUGAUAUUCUGUGUUUGUUUCGGAACUUCAUUCACUGAUUCAGGUCUAAUGCGCUUGAUUAAUUGCAGGAUACUCUAUUAACUGGUCUAAAUCAGAAUUGAUGCCAAUAGGCAAAGAUUAGUUUAUGUACUGAAUUUAUUAACUUAGGUAUUCUUAUCCCAUGUUAUAUUUCUCAAAUAAAUAUAUUAAAUAUGAAUAAGAUAUCUAAAGAAGUUUCCUUGGAUGUUGUAGAUGGGCAUCUUUAAAAUUUUGGGGUGUGAUAAAUACCCUCACAAUGAAUCUAAUUUCCAGGAUGCUUUCUAUUUUGUGCAGAAUUCCCAUAUUUAUUUGGAAAACACUGAAAAACUGUUUUAUAAAUGUGUCCGAGUUUCCUCAGUUCUGAAUAUAUAUAUAUAUGAAAACGGUGCAGGUUUCAGUUAAAGAUGGAGGCUUUUAUUUCCCAGAUCUUAUUACGCAUUCUUUCUGAGUAGUACCAAAUUUUGGACAGCUUCGCUUAAUCUAAAUUCUCCUUCCUGGUCUCUUUGAAUAUUCAUACAUAGCACUGUUAGUUAAUUGGGCUGUUUUGGGUUCAAAAUAUAGAUUUAGCUUCUGUCAAUAUUAUGUUGAUUAAAAAUUGCAGUAUACUAUUUCUGGAAAAUUGCAUUGUGGCAUUUUUUUCUCACACCAAAUGUAUGCUAUAGACCUUAAAAUUGAUUAAAAACUAACCAAAA
Messenger RNA from Python bivittatus (Burmese python), 5114 nucleotides. RefSeq lists its product as uncharacterized. NCBI's taxonomy places the organism in Eukaryota, Metazoa, Chordata, Lepidosauria, Squamata, Pythonidae. The record is from RefSeq and is a predicted model, not a curated record. Gene Ontology annotation, cellular component: membrane.